AUGGGAAACGAGCCCCCACGGAAGCACGCUACCGCCGCGCCCGGCGCAGUCCCGGGGCUCGUCCUGCUCUGGCCUGGGCAGAGGCUGCUGCGGGGUGCGCUGCCGGCCCCCAGCGCCCGGAGGCAAGGCUUCCGGCCGCCACGCCGCAGCUCGCCCCGCAGAGGCCCGCUCCUGCGCAAAGGGAGCCGAGAAAGGCUUCGGAGCCGCGCUGUGGCCUCGCGCCCGCCGUGCCCACCGCAGGCACGGGCCGCCUGGGCCGGAAACGCCGCUGCCCGCCCGCCCGGACGACCAACCGCGGCGUCUUGGUCGCGCUCUGGGAGCCGCGCACGGGCGGAAGAGGAAGUGACGCGCGGCCCCGCCCCUCCUUCGCGCGAGGUGCCCCACGGCCGCGCGCCUGCGCUCAGGGCGCUCGGGAGGGGCGGCUCCCCUCCCGGGCCGCGGGGAAGCGUCGACGCCUCCGAGCGGAAGGGGUCUCGUGCCUUCAGACCCGACCUCGCCGCCCUGCUGGGCCGCAUGCCCCGGCCGUCGCUGCGGGCUCCUGGAGAGCAGGCAGCUCGUGCAGGUAGGACCGGCGCUCCCCGCGUGUCGGCGAGGCUCUCGGAAGGGCCGCGCGGCGUUUUCCCCGGCUGUGGGCGCUGUUUGCUGGUGAGCACCUGGAAUGGAUAAAAGUGGCAGUUUUGUUUCUUCUCAUGAAACUGUUUAUCUGGGAUGAAAACCGUGGACUUACUCUAAAGUAGAACAUUUCUCGAGACCUGGAAUGACUUGAGCACCAGGAGGCCCUGAAAGGAGGCCUGAGGGUACAGAAGAGUUUGCUAACAGAAGGACUUAUGAGAACAACUGAUCAGAAACACCAGUAGAGAAACCUUUUGAAUUCUUCAGGCGACUGAUUCUUGGUUCAAAUUAAGUAAAAUCUACACGAAAGAGAAAUUAAAGUCUCAAAUAUGAAAAGUAUAUUGACAUCCUAAUGUAAAAGACAAAAGUGAAAUGGUAGACCUUUUUAAAAAGAAACUGUGGUUAAGUAUUUGUAAAACUUUCAGACAUAGCUCUGAGAAUUUCCAUGAUUCUGAAACUUGAUAUCCCAAAUAUGGAAUCAUUUCAGUGAAAAAAAAAAAUACUUGAAAAUACAUCUGGUAUACCCAAGGAAGAAGAGCUGAGAAUGGAAAAGUGCCACUAACAAAUUAUUUACAUAUAAUCUUGGCAACAUAAUAAGACACUCAGGUUUGAAUACAAUAAAUGUUGAAUUUCAUUCACAUGUGGAACAGAACCUACUGACUGUCCUUCAUUUAGAGAGUCUAUACAACUGUCCCCAAGCUCCAACUCUCUAGAUGUUCCAAUGUCAGGGUCCUGGAGGCUUGGGGUCUACACAGGUAGAUGAACUGUUGCCGAGUGAAUGCUUCAAACAGAGCAACAUGAGCACUGUUUUCUGUUCCAGCAGUGAGGUAAAAUCAGGUCGUUUUGGAAGAAGAGAAGCCACACUGCAUCUCUGCUACACAAGAUUCCUCUGUCAUUGCCUUUGAGUCUUUCAUACUCCCUUCUCAAGCAUCAACUUUGUAUUAUUGAUUUAACCCACCUGGUUCUGUUCUUGUGAGCACAUGUCUCUCAAUGCAUCUCCUCUUCAUUUUGUCCCUUUUCCUCUGUUGAAUUAGAGAAUAUAUGUAGGUAACCCUAUCAUCAGGGAGA
Sciurus carolinensis (gray squirrel) is the source of this 1680-nucleotide messenger RNA. Its product is annotated as translation initiation factor IF-2-like. The record is from RefSeq and is a predicted model, not a curated record. Lineage: Eukaryota; Metazoa; Chordata; Mammalia; Rodentia; Sciuridae. Bases 1 to 666 code for a protein of 221 amino acids. The transcript has 4 exons.